Molecule: messenger RNA, 594 nt
Organism: Panicum virgatum (switchgrass)
Lineage: Eukaryota; Viridiplantae; Streptophyta; Magnoliopsida; Poales; Poaceae
Product: Bowman-Birk type wound-induced proteinase inhibitor WIP1-like
Exons: 2
Coding region: 122-397 (91 amino acids)
Cellular component (GO): extracellular region
Molecular function (GO): serine-type endopeptidase inhibitor activity
Source: RefSeq, a predicted model, not a curated record
AGCUGCUGUGGUGGUGAGCCUCAUCGACCGGCAGCGACGACGCACAAGAGCCUAGCUAGCUUCUUACUCCAAGCUAAGCGAGCUUCAGUGUCGGCAGCAAGCAGCUAGCGGAAGAGAGAAGAUGAAGAGCAGCACGCGCGCUCUGCUGGCGCUCCUGGUCCUCCAGACCGUCCUGAUCUCUGCCACCGUGGCGAAAUCCAACGGCGUGGGCACAAGCGCUGCGAAGAAGGCGUGCUGCUCCACCUGCACCAGCUGGUCGGGCGUCUACACCUGCGACGACCUGCUGACCAAGUGCGCCGCCACAUGCAAGAACUGCGCCGCCGUGCCCACAGACAAGGGCACCCGCUACAGGUGCCGCGACUUCCUCCCCGAGGGCUGCCCCUGCAAGGCCAACUGAUCAUCAGAUAGACCGACGCAUGCUCCGUCCACGUUGCAAGACAUCAAUAAUCCGUUGAUGUUUGCCAUUUCUUUUUUUUUGAAAUAAACUGUUUGCCAUUUCUACGCAUGUAUCUCGUCCCAGUCGAGAUGGAGAAUAAAAAUUAAGCCAGGUGGACUAGCCUGUUAAUCAGUAUAUAUACCUGUUCGUUCUCGGUC